Messenger RNA from Nothobranchius furzeri (turquoise killifish), 2995 nucleotides. RefSeq names its product N-acylsphingosine amidohydrolase 2 (gene asah2). Gene Ontology annotation, biological process: long-chain fatty acid biosynthetic process; ceramide catabolic process; sphingosine biosynthetic process. Gene Ontology annotation, cellular component: extracellular region. NCBI's taxonomy places the organism in Eukaryota, Metazoa, Chordata, Actinopteri, Cyprinodontiformes, Nothobranchiidae. Gene Ontology annotation, molecular function: N-acylsphingosine amidohydrolase activity. The record is from RefSeq and is a predicted model, not a curated record.
AGGUAGAUAAAAGCUGCUGUAAAACAUGCCUCACGUCGUCACACACACACACACACACAAACACACUUUCUCUGCUCAGACCUGAAUCUGCUCCAAACAGACAGCAUGGCGAGCAGAAAGUGUUGUGGUGUUCCUACUUUUCUAGCAACGCUCUCCAUCCUACUCUUCAUCAUGUUAGUUGUCUGCGUGACGGUGAUCGUACUGAUAGUGAACAGUAAAACACAAGCAGAUCUACAGCCUCAGAACCCAUCGUACCUGAUUGGAGUGGGUCGAGCAGACUGCACCGGCCCGCCAGCUGAGAUCCCUCUGAUGGGUUAUGCAAACCCUCAGCAAAAGGCUGCAGGCAUUCACACACGCCUCUACAGCCGAGCCUUCAUCAUUGAUGACGGGAAUCGAACAGUCGUGUUUGUUACUGCAGACAUAGGAAUGGUAUCUCAAAGACUACGACUGGAGGUUCUGCGGGCGCUGAAGGAGAAGUACGGGAACUUGUACCGUCAGGAUAAUGUGGUCCUGAGUGGAACACACACCCACUGUGGACUGGCUGGAUAUUUCCAGUACACACUGUUUAUGAUCACCAGUAAUGGUUACAUCAAAUCAUCGAUACAACCAUUGGUCAACGGUAUAGUAAAGAGCAUAGACAUAGCCCACAGUAACAAGAGACCUGGAAGGAUAUACAGAAACAAAGGUGAGCUGGAUGACAGCAGUAUAAACAGAAGUCCUCACUCCUACCUGAACAACCCAGAGGAUGAGAGAAACAGGUAUAAAUGGAACACGGACAAACAGGUGUUGGUUCUAAAGUUCACUGAUCUGGAUGGAGAUGGUAUCGGUAUGAUCAGCUGGUUUGCUGUUCACGCUGUUAGCAUGAACUACACAAACCGCAUGGUGAGCAGUGAUAACAUGGGUUAUGCUUCCUACCUGCUGGAGAAGGACAAGAACCAUGGGGCGCUACCUGGACAGGGAAGCUUUGUUGCUGGUUUCUCCUCCAGUAACCUUGGUGAUGUCACUCCAAAUACCAGAGGACCUCACUGUGUGAACAGUGGGCUACCCUGCGACUAUCUAAACAGUUCCUGUCCUGUUGGAGGGACUAAGGAGUGUAAGGCUUUUGGACCAGGAGAGGACAUGUUUGACAGCACAAAGAUCAUCGGACAUAGCAUCUACAUGAAGGCCAAGGAGCUCUAUGCAAAUGCGGUUGAGGAAGUAACAGGUCCCAUUCAUGCUGCUCAUCAGUGGGUCAACAUGACAGAUGUGACUGUUCAGAUCAAUGAGACACAUACAGUCAGCACGUGUAAACCCGCUCUGGGUCACAGUUUUGCAGCAGGAACAACAGAUGGAGGAGGAGACCUGAACUUCACUCAGGGUGCUGUGGAAGGGGACCCAUUCUGGGAUGGGAUCAGAGAUGCUCUGUUGGGACCGCCAUCCAAUCAGACAAAGGAAUGCCAUCAUCCCAAACCGAUUCUAUUUAGCACAGGAGAGAUGAACUGGCCCCUACCUUGGCAUCCUCAGAUUGUUGACGUUCAGAUUGUCACUAUUGGAUCUGUGGCCGUCAUAGCUGUUCCCGGAGAAAUGACCACCAUGUCAGGGAGAAGGUUACGAAAAGCUGUCAAAGAGGAGUUGGAGUCUGAAAACACCUUCAAGGACACAGAGGUGGUCAUCGCUGGACUCAGUAAUAUCUACACUCACUACAUAACCACCUAUGAAGAGUACCAGGUGCAGCGGUAUGAAGGGGCUUCCACCAUCUAUGGUCCACAUACACUAACUGCCUAUCUGCACAAGUACCGUAGCUUAGCCCGAGCCAUCGCUCAGGACAGAGUGUCAGAGCUGCCUGCUGGCCCUGAACCUCCUUUCUUUACAAAGAAUCUUUUCAAUCUAAUGGCUGCAGCAGCUGUGGAUAAAAAACCAGACAACAGCAGCUUUGGAGACGUCCUGGAGCAGGUCUACCCUGUCUACAGACAGGGGGAUGUGGUUUCUGUUACAUUUGUGGCAGGAAAUCCUCGCCACUCAGGAGACAUUAGAGAUACAACUUUUGUCACUGUGGAGGUUUAUGAUAACAGAACAGAAACCUGGGAGGUUGUGUACACUGAUGCAUCUUGGGAGACCAGGUUUCAUUGGCUGAAAGGUUCAAAUCAACAGAGUAAUGCUACCAUUGAAUGGCACAUCCCCCCAACCGCUGCCCACGGCACCUACAGGAUCCAACACUUUGGACAUUACAAGCAGAUGAAAGGUCUACGACCCAUCAUCACCAAAUACCAAGGCUCAUCUGAUGUCUUCCGAGUCACUGACAGCUUCUACUAUUGAUGACAUCGCCAAACCAUCCAGGACUAUGGGUUCUCUUCACAGAGGAACUGAUCACCACCAUGAACAUUUACCUGAAUUGGUUUUCAUAGAAACUGUUAAAACCUCAGAUCUGUAAAAGAAACUAUUCAAAAUAUGUUAAAGUUUAAAUAGUAAAUUUGAAAUAAGUAUGCAAUUCAAUUCAAGUUUAUUUAUAUUGCACCAAAUCAAGACAAGAGUCGUCUCAAGGCACUUCAUGCAGUAAACAUUCCAAUGCAGGUCAGUUCAUUAAGCCAAUCAGCAAAACGUUUCCUACAUAAGGAACCCAGCAGAUUGCAUCGAGUCACUGACUACUGUCAGAAUCUUUACAGCAAUCAUCAUACUAAGCAAGCAUGCAGUAACAGUGGAGAGGAAAACUCCCUUUUAACAAGAAGUAACCUCCAGAGGAUCCUGGCUCAGUAUAAGCAGCCAUCCUCCAGAGAAGAGAGAGCAGACACACACGAGCUUUGCAUCUUCGUGAGAUGUCAAAUGUCUCUUUGUGAUUAUGUGUCUCAUGAGGAUUUUGUGCAUCUUGUGUUUCCAAGUCACUUUUGAAUCAUUGUGGUGGUGGCGGCCAUGUCUCUGGUUGUCUUGUGCCUUGUUGUAGAAGUCAGGUCCAUGUUGUGUUUCGUGUCUCUUUGGUGCACAUUGUCACACAACAAUAAAAUUAAAACACCAAAACUUA